AUGUCCUCCCCACCUCCCUAUACUCCCCCCAACCCUUUAAAACGCUCCAUGACCUCCAUCUCCGCCACCUCUACCAACGCAAAUGCCACGGCCCACAAACGCCCACGCAUGCACCCCCUCCGCCAAACCUCCUUCCCAACGACCAUCGAUGACCCGCGCAGCGGCGCACCCUUCAGCGCCGCGGCCAGCGACGCGGGGUCUGUGACAGGGAGUUUCACAGGGAGUCUUGAUGGGGCUUUUUCCGGUGCUGGGAGUGCGAUGGUGCCGAAGGGCGGGAAGAAGAGGGGAAGGAAGAGCAAGGCUGAGAAGGAGAGGGAGAGGGAACGCGAGCGGGAGGAGGGGAUUAGCGCGAGGGGUGGUGAGGGGAGGGUUGGGAGUGUGGAUGUUGAUGGUGGUUCUGUGCGUGGUGGUGUGACGGGGAAUACUGGGGGAGGAGGUGGUGGUGGUGGUGGUGGUGGGAACACUGGUGCUGGGGGGAAUGAGGAUGCGGAGGAGGAUGAGGAUUUUGAUGAUGAGGGGGAGUUGUUGGGGAGGGAGGAGGGGGCGACGGAUAUUGAGGCUGAGAAGAAGAAUCUUGCUUUACUAGUCGAUGCAUUUAACCCCCAACAAUCCGAGCGAUAUGAUCUGUUUAAACGAGCGAAGUUGCGGAAAGAAACACUACGACGGAUCGUUAACCAUGCGCUCUCGCAGUCCGUACCGGCCAGUGUGGUUACGACUAUUAAUGGAUUUACAAAGGUGUUUGCGGGAGAAAUCAUCGAAAAAGCACGAACGGUACAAGCGCAAUGGGCGGAAGCACACGAUCAAGCUGCGCGCGCUGAGUUUGACGAGCAACAGAGACUGUCAAAUUCAGCCGCGGCUGAAAGUGAUACUACGAUCAAACAAGAGCCAGGAACGCAAUCCCAAUCUCAACGCGUGUUCGUUCCACCUCCAAACCCGCACCGCGGACAGUUACUCCCGGCACAUGUGAGAGAGGCGUUACGGCGGUAUAAGCGCGAUGGUGAAGGUGGUGGUGUUGGGUUCUCGGGGUUGAGUAUGGGGAAUUUAGGGGUGAGAGGGUCGGUUACUUGGAGCGCUGGGGGUGUUGGUGGACGGAGGAUAUUCAGAUAA
Molecule: messenger RNA, 1107 nt
Organism: Aspergillus chevalieri
Lineage: Eukaryota; Fungi; Ascomycota; Eurotiomycetes; Eurotiales; Aspergillaceae
Product: transcription initiation factor TFIID subunit 11 family protein
Exons: 2
Coding region: 1-1107 (368 amino acids)
Biological process (GO): RNA polymerase II preinitiation complex assembly; transcription initiation at RNA polymerase II promoter
Cellular component (GO): nucleus; transcription factor TFIID complex
Molecular function (GO): transcription coactivator activity; protein heterodimerization activity
Source: RefSeq, a predicted model, not a curated record